AUGAAGAGGGGUAGGUCAUAUUCAGAUAAUGAGUCUGAGGCUGAGUCUGAGACUGAGGUUCAGUCAGUCUCUGUGUCCAAUUACCAUCUUGUAGACGAUGAAGACAAUCCUGUGACUUUUGCUGUGUUGCCAAUUCAAUGGAGUGAUUCUGAGAACUCUGGUGCCUGCAAAGAGAAGGUGUUCCUAGACGGGGACGCUGAUAGCCGGCUGCGGAAGAUUUUCAUGCAAGUGACGGCGUGGAGAUUUGACCUUUCCAGUGAGAGACCCGAGGUAUUCUUGCUGGCAAAGGAUGGAAGGUGGAUCAAGCUUCAGAAGCCUAGGAAGGGUUUUCGGGAAACAAUAAGGUCCGUUUUCGUCACCCUUUACUUCCUCCAUGGUGUGAAGGGAAAACGUCAAAUGUCUGUAGGAUCUCUUUUGCAAGACUUGAGUCAGGAUAAGGAGUUGAGCUUUUACGGGUUUAAGCCUUCAAAAAAUGAUUUAUCGGACCACGUGCUUUUGAUUGGUGAAGCUUCCAAAAGGGAUGCUGACUUAGCUAAGUCCAAGCAGCUUUUGCUCAUGGUUUUGGAGAAACUGAACAGUCAGAAACUUCUUGAUGAGGAAGUUAAUGAUUUUGAACAGCCUGGACUUCCAGUUGUUGGCUAUGACAGUGAUAUGAUAGGCAAAGCUAAUGAAGAAUCCGAAGAAAUGGAUGCUUUGGAUGUUUGUGCACUUUGUGACAAUGGUGGUAAUGUUACAUGUUGCGAUGGCAUGUGUAUGAGAUCAUUUCAUGCUACUGAGGAGGCUGGUUUUGAAAAUAGCUGUGUUUCUCUUGGUUUUACCCAGAAGGAAGUUGAUGAGAUCCCGAACUUUUAUUGUAAGAAUUGUGAAUAUCGUCAGCACCAGUGCUUUGCUUGUGGCAAGCUGGGGUCUUCUGAUGAAGUUAACGGUGCUGAGGUUAUUAAAUGUGCUUCUGUGACCUGUGACCGUUUUUAUCAUCCACAUUGUGUUGCAAAAUUACUUCCCGAGGUUGUUAAGCAUGUCACAGAGGAAAUUGACAGAAAUAUAGCUGAUGGAAAUCCUUUUACUUGUCCUCUUCAUUAUUGUUGUGUCUGUAAAGGAUUGGAAAACAGUAUGGAUCCUGAGUUGCAGUUUGCUGUUUGUAGGCGUUGUCCAAAGGCGUAUCAUCGUAAAUGUUUGCCAAGAGAAAUUAUUGCUGACAACAAUGUUAUACAAAGGGCUUGGGAAGGUCUUCUACCAAAGAACCGCAUUCUUAUAUAUUGCUUAAAUCAUGAGAUUGAUCCUGAACUUGGCACUCCUACAAGAGAUCAUAUAAAAUUCCCUGAUACUACUGUUGUGCAGAAAAAGCCUUCAGCUAAAAGAAGGGUUAUUUUGAAGAAAAAUAUUGACAUAGAUAAAUCAUCUGGCAAAAGCAUUUCUAAUGGAUCUAAAUUGACCGGAAAACUGUCUUCUGACAAAGUUGGUGGCAAUAAGUCAUCUAAGAAGAGGAUUCAUGGUUCAAAUAGGUCAAGAAAGCCAAAAUCAAAAAAACCAUCAAGGUGUUUGACUGAAAAUAAGAUGUUAAUCUCGAUGAAUAUUGAAAUUGAUGACUCCCAGCAAAAAUUUAACCAGCUUACAGUUGGUGAGAAAUUGCAUGCGGAUGAGGGUUCGGAGCAAAUCGAGCUUGGCAAUCAGAUAAAUAAUGUGAAUAAUGAGUCGCUGUCAUUGGAUGCUGAUUCGGAAAAGAGAUUGUUGGGAUUGUUUAAGGAAGCUACUUCAUCCAUUACAUUGGACAGUGUCUUAGAAAAGCACAUAUUUGCUUCUACUCAUAGUCACAUUUUGAGAAAUGGUGCGGAGAAGACCAUUACAAUGGAGAAAUUGGAAGACUCAGUUAAUGCUGUUCAAUCAGCUUUAAGGAUGCUAGAGAGUGGAUGCAGUAUUCAGGAGGCAAAAGCUGUUUGUGAUCCUGAUGUUCUGAAACAGAUAUUUAAGUGGAAGGAUGAGCUGAAAAUAUAUCUUGCACCUGUUCUAAAUGGUAACCGCUAUACAUCAUAUGGUCAUGUGGAAAAGCUAGAAGGGGCAACUAGGGGAUUCUCUACAGUGAUAGUGGGUGAUGAUUCUUUUGGUGGGAUUGGUUUAAGUAGUAGUAUUGCUGAUAAACUUCAUUGGUAUGUUCAGAAUGGUGAUACGAUUGUGGACUUCAGCUGUGAAGCUAAUGAUUUUGGCAUCCCCAUGAAAAAAAGACUUGAGGAGACAGGGAAGAAAUGUUCAUACAGAAACUAUGAUUUUCUUCCAACAAAGAAUGAUCUUAGUUCUGAAAGGAGGGAUUGGAUGACUGUCCAACCAACCACCGAGUUACCCACAGGGUCGCAGUUGAUCAUCGGGCUCAGCCCUCCCUUUAGCAAUACGGCAGCAUUGGCUAACGAGUUUAUAGAUAAGGCUCUUGAGUUUAAACCAAAACUCCUAAUUCUUAUAUCACCACCAGAGAUAGAGAGGCAUGACCCUUUUUCCAUAGUGCUAAAUAAAAAACUCUCACUGUAUGAUCUUAUAUGGGAGGAUGAGAAUUUUCUAUUAGACACGGUUAGUCUCUCUGUUUCUACCUGCAUGGAGCAAAGGAAUAUAAGUCCGCCAAUUCUCUCCCUUUGGAGCCGCUCUGACUGGACUACCAAACACAAGGUCAUAGCCCGAGAGCAUGGUCAUGUGUGCCGUGAGAAUGUUCAUAACUCUGACACGGUGGCUGCUGCUGUUCAUGCUACCGGUGGAAAUUAUGCUGAUAAUUCAAAGUUAACUGAUGACCAAGAAGAUCAAGCAGCUGAAAGGGAUGGUCAGAAAAGAAGCUUACUUUAUGCUAAUGUUGACAAAGAGAAUCAAGGGGAACAGGAAUAUAGGAAAGGCAAGUCUGGCAAGUCACGAAGUAAGAGAAAACGUUUUGAGGAAAGUAAUAUAACACAAGUAGGUGUGAUCUCACCAGCCAAAAGGCAGGCUGUAAAUAAAAUGCCGAGUGCAGUAGCCGACCAGACUCAAUCCAAUCGAAUCAAUGGGAAAUCCUCAGCGCUAUCUGGUCACGAUCCUUCUCCUGGCCACCCGGGAAAUUGUAAUGAGCAAGUAAUUUCACGAACUGGGUCAUCUUGUAAGACGAAUACACCAGCGAUUGGACGAUCUGCACUUCCAGCAGGUAAAUUAAACCAUGUCAAGACAAGUUCUUUGGGUUCUGAACCUCGUACAUUCAUUAAAAGGGGCAGUUUUGGAGGUGGGUUGCAAGGAUUUGCUUCUUGUCCGAACUCCGGUUAUGCGAGCCAACAUUCAUGUGGUUGGCUCGAAGAGUAG
Messenger RNA from Sphenostylis stenocarpa, 3303 nucleotides. The record is from the annotation of a GenBank genome assembly. NCBI's taxonomy places the organism in Eukaryota, Viridiplantae, Streptophyta, Magnoliopsida, Fabales, Fabaceae.